Messenger RNA from Funneliformis mosseae, 432 nucleotides. Lineage: Eukaryota; Fungi; Glomeromycota; Glomeromycetes; Glomerales; Glomeraceae. The record is from the annotation of a GenBank genome assembly.
AUGUGCGUGACGGAUAUUCUACUUCACUCCUCUGAUCGGGUUACACCAACAAAUCCACUUAUGUCGUCGCUAGAAUAUCGCCAAACGCUUAUGACGACACCACUUUAUAUUCAUGUUCGUAAUAAAGCCAAAGCUGAACUUGGCAACUUCAAGGUAUAUGUUCAUAAAUUUACGCGAGGUAUAUUAAAUUUGGUUAAUUCAGAUAAACUUGACAACCCAGAAGUCGUGGAUUUCUGGAAGGAGUUCACUUCACAUCAAAAUGGUUGCGAGAUUGGCGUUCUGGAGUCGUCGGUUAGUAUCCGACAUAGAAAAAAUGAUUCCCAUGAUGUUGCAGAAGAUCUUACAACUGACGCAUCUACCGAGUUUUUUGCUAGUACCGCAGAGAAUCAUGACACAAAUGAAGACAUUUACAAAGAAAAAAUGGAAUCUUAA